CACGCGCAGGGGCAGCGUUCGGGGCGGCUCGGCGUCCAUUCGGCUCUCAUAUCCUUGCAAAAUUAGGCCCUUCUGCGCACAAUGUUCGGCGGCGCUGUCCAGUGGGAUCCCCUCAUGUGCCUCAACGAGGAGCCGACACCCCAGUGCCUCUUGCGGGUCAAGAAGGACAUCGCGGACUUCAACGCCAGUCCUCCUGCGGGACUGUUCAUCGCACCCGAGGAAGGCGACAUCACCAAGAUUCACGCCCUUGUCGUCGGUCCCAGUGGAACGCCGUACGAGGGUGGCUUCUUCCAGUUCUACAUGAAGUUCCCGCCCACCUACCCGAUCAGCCCACCCAGGGUGCGUAUCAUGACAACGGACGCUGGCCGAGUGGGCUUCAAUCCGAACCUGUACGCCUGCGGCAAGGUCUGUCUCAGCAUCCUCGGCACCUGGGCCGGGCCACCGUGGAGUCCCGCUCAAGGCCUCGAGAGCGUCCUGAUAUCAGUGCAGUCUCUGAUGAAUGAAAGGCCCUACCACAACGAGCCUGCCUUCCAAAACCGGGAACGGGCACAGGGAGAGGCCGACCGCUACAACGAAUGCAUUCGGCACGAGACGAUCAGGGUGGCGGUGUGCGACCAGGUCGAAGCCGCUCUCAAGGAGAGUCCCGGCUGCCCGGCCGUCUUCAGGGAGCAGAUACUGAACUCCUUCUCCGAGUCCUACGACAAAUACGAGGAAAUCGUGAAGGGAAAGCUGCAUCUUACCGGCACGAAGGUGACCACUCUCGGUUUUGCAAACAUGACGUACCAGUACGAGACGCUGCUGACCAGGAUGCGAGGUUUAAGAGACCAGGUCAAGCAGAAAAAGGAAGCUGCUGUUGCCGCAGCAGCAGAAGCUGCCGAAGCUACCGCAGCUGUCCAAGUUGCUGAUAAUGCUGCUGCCGCCACGAACCCGGUGAACUGA
Molecule: messenger RNA, 939 nt
Organism: Rhipicephalus sanguineus (brown dog tick)
Lineage: Eukaryota; Metazoa; Arthropoda; Arachnida; Ixodida; Ixodidae
Product: ubiquitin-conjugating enzyme E2 Z
Exons: 1
Coding region: 82-939 (285 amino acids)
Biological process (GO): negative regulation of apoptotic process
Cellular component (GO): nucleus
Molecular function (GO): ubiquitin conjugating enzyme activity; cysteine-type endopeptidase inhibitor activity
Source: RefSeq, a predicted model, not a curated record